AUGGCAUCAGAAAAACAACCCACCGUCGAACAUGACGAGAAGAACACCAUCCCACCAGGCUACGGCCUCUCCGACUCCGACCUGCAGACCAGCACGGAAGCGCACGCCGCCAUCGAAAAAGAACACCACAUGACCGCCUUCCAAGCCCUAAAGCUCUACCCCAAAGCCGUAGCCUGGUCCCUCCUGCUCUCCUGCGCGAUAAUCAUGGAAGGCUACGACGUAGUCCUAAUCGGCUCCUUCUUCGCCUUUCCCGCCUUCAACCAAAAAUACGGCGGACUAAUGUCCGACGGCAACUACGGGCUCGCCGCAUCCUGGCAAGCCGGAUUGACAAACGCCAUGAGCUGCGGACAAAUCAUCGGCCUCUUCAUCAACGGCAUCAUCUCCGAACGCUACGGCUACCGCCGCACCCUCAUGGCCUGUCUGGCCUCCACAGUCGGCUUCAUCUUCAUCCUCUUCUUCGCACCCAACGUCCAAUGUCUCGUCGCUGGCGAACUCCUCAUGGGCAUCCCGCUCGGCGUCUACCAGACUCUGACGGUCACCUAUGCGUCUGAGGUGUGUCCGGUUGCGCUGCGCGCGUAUCUGACUACUUACGUGAACCUGUGCUGGGUUUUCGGGCAGUUGAUUGCCUCUGGUGUGUUGAAGGGUUUGUCGGGGAGGAUGGAUGAAUGGGCGUAUCGGAUUCCGUUUGGGAUUCAGUGGGUCUGGCCGAUUCCCAUCUUCAUUGGGGUUUAUCUUGCACCUGAGAGUCCUUGGUGGCUGGUCAGACAGGAUAGACGGGAGGAUGCGAUUAGGGCUGUGAAGAGACUGACGCGCUCGGAGACGCCCGGGUUCAGUGCUGAGGAGACGGUUUCGAUGAUUGUGUACACGAAUGCGUUGGAGCAGCGGGCGGAGACGGGCACUUCUUAUCUGGAUUGCUUUAAGGGGGUUGAUCUGCGACGCACGGAGAUUGCGUGCUGUGUCUGGGCGGCGCAGAGUCUGUGUGGUGCUGGGUUGAUGGGGUAUUCGACUGUGUUUUAUCAGCGGGCCGGUCUGGCUGUGUCGCAGUCUUUUACCAUGUCCUUGGUGCAGUAUGCCAUUGGUGUUGUUGGCACGAUUGGCUCGUGGGUGUUGAUGACCUACUUUGGUCGACGGACGUUGUAUGUUGGUGGACUUGCUUUGUUGACUCUUGUGUUACUUGUUAUUGGGUUUGUGUCGAUUGCGCCUUCGACGCCGGCGAUUUCCUGGGCCACCGGGUCGAUGUUGUUGGUUUAUACGUUUAUCUAUGAUUCGACUGUUGGGCCGGUUUGUUUCUCGCUUGUUUCGGAGAUUCCUUCGUCGAGACUGAGGACUAAGUCGGUCGUGUUGGCGAGGAAUGUUUAUAAUGUCCUCAAUCUGGUGACGGGGAUUAUCAUUCCUUAUAUGCUGAAUGUCGAUGCUUGGAACUGGAGGGGGAAGUCGGGCUUCUUCUGGGGUGCGCUUUGCAUUCUUUGUCUUACUUGGUCGUUCUUUAGACUUCCGGAGCCUAAGGGUCGCUCGUAUGCUGAGUUGGAUGUCUUGUUUGAGAACAAGGUACGGACCAGGGAGUUCCCUCAGGCGAAGACUGGGCUGGUGCAGAGUGAGCUCGAGGAGAAGAUUUCCAAUGUUUAG
This is a messenger RNA of Penicillium bovifimosum, 1626 nucleotides long. RefSeq names its product MFS maltose permease MalP. Gene Ontology annotation, molecular function: carbohydrate:proton symporter activity. The coding region runs from base 1 to 1626 and encodes 541 amino acids. Gene Ontology annotation, cellular component: membrane. The transcript has a single exon. The record is from RefSeq and is a predicted model, not a curated record. Gene Ontology annotation, biological process: transmembrane transport; carbohydrate transport. NCBI's taxonomy places the organism in Eukaryota, Fungi, Ascomycota, Eurotiomycetes, Eurotiales, Aspergillaceae.